AUGACUCCGCUGAUCAAAGUAUUCAAUCAAUUGCUGCCAAGAAAACCAGUUGUGUUUCCCAGUCUUAAUGACGCAGCAUCGUUACCACAUGAAGUGAACCAAGAUGUCGUGCUGAUGUCAACAAAUAAUUUUCAUGAGUGCUUAGCAAAGGGAUACAUGCAUGCCAAUAAUAUAUCUGUAGUUAUACUCCUUACCACCCUAAGAACCAUUGCCAGAGAUCAUCCAACAAUUUUAACACUUUCCAAGGAAGAUGCAAAGCCGCGGAUUAUCGGACUAGUUGAGCUAGAUCUGCAUGAUAUCCACAAUGCAACUGACCUAAAAAUUCAACUGGACUAUUUAGAGGAAAUUUACGAUUUGCCAAUUUUUAUGUCAAAAGAUGUAUUGGCCAUGAAUGCUUUUGGUGAAGAAAUUGCGGUUGAAACUGUUCCAUAUAGUCCGAAGAAUCUAAGUCCGAUUGAAAGAAAUGUUUGGAAACUUUUAUACGAGAUUUCAGACUUUCUUCAAGAUAUGAAUAUUGCUGAGGUUUCUAAGUCUAUUCAAAAAGUGAGAGCCGUUGUUUUGUGGGCUGUCAAGGUCUUGACAAUCUUUGGCUUGUGGAGUUUGAAUUUCAUGCUAGAACAUAUUCAGAACACCUUGUCAGGGAUGUUAAAUAAGGAAAAUAACGCGUUUGUGGCACUUGCGAUUGAAGCAUGUAAAACACGGUUUGAGUUGGUUCAAAAACUUGUCAACAGUCAAUCUAAAGCACCCAUUCAUUCAAGUUUGAUGUAUGAAAUUUUUGAGAAGCUCACACCAUACCAAGUUUUAUGCAAUACCACCACUGCUGAACAAGGAGUUGAAAUUGGUGAACACGAAGCUGACGUAACCAGUAAACAAAAGCCUUGUGUAACAGACGUACAAACUGAGCAAAGUACUAAGUUUGAGGAGGAUAGUUUAGCAGACAAGAGUUCUUUAUAUGAAAGCGAAGAGGAAACUGCUCAUAGUGAAACGAAUUCAUCUCUAGACCAAGAAUCAAUGAGGAACAACGAGUCCUUAAACGGACCACCAGUUCUGGAAAAACGAAUACAGAAACUCAGAAAUAAAUCUCAAUUUUAUUGCAUUAUUAUAACAAGGUCUAACUCCUUUGCAAAAAUGUUAAGUAAGCUCAUCAAUUACAUGUCAACUUGCAACGCAAAGUACAGUUUUAUGAAAUCUGGAUGUGUGAUUCAGUCUAAGAAUGGGAGCCGUGAAGAAGAGGAGAGGACUGAGAGUGUUUUACAAGCAGUGCUUCAAGGGAUGGUGAAUAUUGUGGUGACAACAGUGGACUUGUUUUCUGAUCUUUCUCUAACUACAUUUAAUGUUUUGGUGUAUUUUGGGACACCGUCAAGCUAUGAAGAGUAUUAUCAAAUCAAACACAAGAUCAAAGGUUUAGCACCAAAAUUAAUGUUGGUGUUUAACGAAGAUCGUUCAGACGAAAUGAAAAGUAAUUUACAGGUAUGACUCAUGCGGAAGAAAGCUAUCAUAGAAAUAACCUAAUGAACGAGACCUACGCCCCAAGUUACACAAUAUCGCUUUUUUUGACAUAUACUGUUUAGGAGUAAUGUUUGCCAACAAAAAUUUCCCCACCUGACAGUUGUCAACUUGUCGUCUUAUUUUGUCAUGUGGUAGCAAUUUGAGGUGUUAAGAUAUUCAUAAAACCGUUAAAUCCGACAGUGUGACAAGCGGUAUCGUGUGCAUGACUUAUGAUUACGUUCUAAUUAAUCAAAUUGCGUUCCAAUGGAACUACACGUUCUGAAAGCAAUUGGAACGCCUACUAUAGUUCGACUAGAACACUGAGAACGCUGUUUCAACGCACGCACUCGAGAGCCCGUUUUCUAUCAUUUCUGACUAGUUACUGAAUUAUGUGAAACUUGGUUCAGGUAUUUGUUCAUAUUGAAUCAGAAAUCGCGAAAAGAGUAUCAGAUUAUAUUACUCAAGAAAAUAAAGAAAUAUGGCUGCGGCGUCUUGCUGAAAAACAUCCCUGUAGUUACACGCCAUUUGGUGAGAACGGUCCUUCUGUGUCGAUGGAGUCAAGUAUCUAUUUAAUUAACCGGUUAGUUUGAUUAAUUGAUUAUUGAUUGAUUGAUUGAUUGAUUGAUUGAUAAGUUAUUAAACCAUUGAGAACAUACCAAGCGCCUUUAGUUGAUCAGAUUAUCAAUAAAUUUAUAUGAACAAUCUUAAUUUGUUACAAACAACAGCUGUAUCAAAAAUCUCGAUUAAUAUAUAAUGAACUAUAAUUUGCUGAUAUUAUACAAUGUCUAAAGCGGUGAGGUGAGAGGUGGUUUAGCCUGCGUGCAGGCCCAAGCGCCAACGCCCUCUCUGGCGUUAGACUGAGUAAAAUAAUAAAGUUGGGCGUAUUGGGGCGAAUGUUUAUGGCGCGAUUUAGAGAUAUCUGUGGUGUGAGAGAUAUACACGAAAUAAACAGAACUUCGACAAUCAAGGAAAGACCGUUCAUCGCGAAGUUAGUCGGGCUACUACUAUAGGGCUACUACAAGUAAAGCUGAAUUGAAAUGGCCCUUUGAAAAUCAGACUUUGACUGAAGGGCUACUGUUUUUAAAUUAUUGUAAAUAAUAAUAAUAAAAAUAAUUUCUUUGUUCGCAGAUACUGUCGUCGAAUCAACAGGGCUGAUUUUUUCAAUCUUUACGCAGAGUUUAUAACGCAGAGGAAAGAUUUGACAGAAAAUUGCGUAGAGUUUGUGUCGAAACUUUAUCUUCCACUGAGCAGUUAUUGUUCAAUUGUUGAGGUAAAUGAAACAAUGUUAUUUCUUACAGUUUCUCUUGCUGCCUGUCUUGUAGAAGUUUAUUUUUUUAAAGACUUUGCAAGAAAGAGUCUAUUAUGUAUUGCUGUAUAUAUGUAUCUUUAAAGAGGCGGUCAAGUCCGUUCAACGGAUGUGCAGUUUGCAUUUUGAAGACACUAUAUUCAUACAAUGAUGCACUUGGUUAAUAUCAAAUGAAUAUAGAUUCGAGUUUCAAUUUAGAAGAUGUUUGUGAUGUUACUCUGAGUGUAGAUCCACACCGGACAAGCUUCAAAAAUAUGCCUGGCCACGGUGGGAAUCGAACCCACGACCUUUGGAAUAAAAAAAAACAACUUAUUACUAGAUUGCAUUGAUAUCGAUUAUCGAGGGAACUAGACUCAGUUCCGAAAUAUCACAUACUCGAACCGACCUGACCGCAUAGCUCAGUUGACAGAGCAUUGGGCUAGUAUUCCAAAGGUCGUAGGUUCGAUUCCCACCGUGGCCAGGCCAUAUUUUUCAAGCUCGCCCGGUGUGGAUAUACACUCAGAGUAACAUCACAAACUUCAUAUUCACCUGAGUACAUAACACCAACACAGAAAAAAUCAAUUCAGAAGAUGUCGAAACAACGCGAAAUUUGGGUAGUGUUCACACAUAGUUAAUAUAUUAACUUAUGCAUGAUUCACAUCAGAGCCAGAGGGCCCUCGCAUAGCACAUGCGCAGAACAGACUUGACCUCAUCUUAAUGAAUUUCAAUGCGUUGUUUUGCCGUCCUUUUUGCAGCAGAUUGUGGUCAACUUUUGAAUUAUUGACACUCGGAGCUCCCAGCUUGAUAUACUUGCCUCCAAAUACAAGAUUACUACAAAAAAUGUAAACGUUUUCUCACUCUGGGGCCGGUUGUUCAAAGCUGGGUUAGCUUAACCCUGGGUUAACCUAUUAAAAUUCAAAACAAACUUCCUGACAGCUUGUCCAUAAAUUUGGAAAUAUUUCUUCAGAGAUGUUGUUUGGAUCGACCGGAGUUUACUUCUCUGAAGUUUUGAAAUAAACAGACGUGUAUAAAUACACAAACUAAAACAGCAGGUUAAAUUUUAACCCAGGGUUAGCACUAAUCCAGCUUUGAACAACCAACCCCUGAUAAUUACUGCAGGUUGGUUGACCACCAUCUGCUCGACGAUAGUGCUUAGUGAAACCAGGGCGUGGUAAAGCAAUGUUUUGCUACGACCUGAGACCCAGCUAUUGCGUCCUACAUGUACUAAGAAGUCUCAAUCGUUGUUAGGGUCCUGCAGUCCAGGUGAACAAGGGGAGUGACGUAGAUCUGGAUGUUGGGAGGUUAAAAUCUCGAAUGUUGGCAUCGUUAGAAUGUGUGAAGAUCCUGCAUAGGUGUGGUAAAAUGGACGAUGAUCUUGAGCUGACUGAGGAACAGUAUGAUCAUGAGAGCGUGCAUAACGAUGAACUGGAGAACAAAGGAAGGGCAGGGACGAACAAACGAAAGAGAG
Messenger RNA from Paramuricea clavata, 4241 nucleotides. Lineage: Eukaryota; Metazoa; Cnidaria; Anthozoa; Malacalcyonacea; Plexauridae. The record is from the annotation of a GenBank genome assembly.